GUUGCGACGACGAACCAGUGUGGUCACGUAAGCCCACCAUACCGCAUGGUGGAUACAUGUUUCCUUUAACUCGACGUCGUCUAAAAUGCUAUAAUUGUGUAUUGUUGUUAUUUUGCAAGGGGCACAACGAACUUGUGGAACAGCCACCUCCAGCCUUGCAUACGAGUGCUGGCAUAUACCUGGUUUUGCUUAAAUAUUAUUGGAACACAAUUGAAUCGUAAUCUGAAUAAUCAAAAAAGAAUUGGAGCUUUUAAUAUUUGCUCCUUAUCACUAAAGCACUGUUAAAAAUGAAGUGGUCACCCGGUGCUCUAUUCUGUGAACAAGUUGGUGAAUUAACUCGAGUUUUCUCACAAUGGAAUGAGUGUGAGCAAACUGUAGUUUUAUAUGCACUACUUCGUCGCAUUCCUGCAGUUCAAGCAAGGUUUCUUGCACAAGCAGUGCAACAUUCCUUGCACUCUGUUUCUGAAUUAGACACACAGGAACUAAAUGCUAAUAAUCCAGCAUUUAUUAACUCAUUGCUAUCAGAAUCAACAGAAAUUGCUAUAAAUCAACUUCUAACACAUUUGCCAUUAUUAAGGCCUGGGAAUAUAGAGUGCAAACAAUGUUAUUUAGUAGCAAUACCAGAAUUAGUAAGCCAUUGUGUAACUACAGGGCAAUUUACCGAACAAACACAACAACUGUUAAGUUAUUGUUUGAUUCAUCCAGCUAUAACUAGUCAAGAUAGACGUUCCUUGACUCAGUGGCUUCGACAUCUUGAAGAACGUAUUAGUGGUACACCACCAAUACAAAGUCUCGAAGAUUACACUAGUACUACUAUUAGAUGGGAUAAUGCAUGGCAGCGAAAUUCUAAACAGCAAAGUGAACAGACAAGUUUAUUUGGCACACAACCAGGCACUGCCUUCAAUUUGCAAUUUCCUCCACCUGUAACUCGUCAACGACGAUCGAACAGUUUAACACCACCCGUUGCUCCAUCUCAUCAUCUAGAAGUUGUUGAUCGCAGUAACAAUAUAAAUUGUACAACUAAACAUAAGCCACGAAGCUUCAGCGUAUCUGGAGAUCAUACAAGCAAUCUUAUUGGAUUAGGCCCAUUGAGUCCUCAAAGUUCUUGCGCAAGUAGCGGCAGCGAAGGGCGUUUAGAUGAAACAUCUACCCGAUCGCUUGCUAGUGGUAUGAGAGAUGUCCCAUCAUGGCUUAAAACUUUACGCCUUCAUAAAUAUAGUUAUCUAUUUGUUACUCUCAGUUACGAAGAAAUGCUUCAGUUAACUGAGGAACAAUUAGCAGAACAAGGCGUGACGAAAGGGGCCCGACAUAAAUUGGCUCUUUCUAUCGCAAAAUUGCAACAACGCUAUACAACACUUCUAAAUUUAGAGAAAGACUUAUUACAACCAACGCGCGAUAAUACACAAUCAGCUUCGUUUUUACAAGGUCCGACAGUGUUGGUUAAUACGAUCGAUGAAUUAAAAACUAUCUUAGCUACUCCCAUGAAACCCAGCCAAGAAAAUGAUCUUCAGGAUAUACCUGCACAAUUCACCAAGGUUCUUGGGAAACUGUGUAGCCGGUUGGCACUGGAUAGCGUGGAUGACGGUAUUUUAUGCGCUUGUAUUAACAUAUUAGAGAAAGUAUUGCAGCAUGAUUGCUUUACUCCAAAUCAAAAGGAGAAGGUACAACAAUGGCGCAGUAGACUUGGAAAUCCACGACCAACUCCAAAGUGGCAACAUAAUUAUGGCUACAAUAAUAGAAGGUACUGUAACCCCCAGCAGCAUAAUAGAAAACCAAGUUUAAACUUAGGACACAUCCAUAAUACACAUCCACAAAACAAUUCUUUUGUGGUUAGCACUCACAGAAACAGUAUAUCUACACCGUAUUUACAAAAUAAUCAGAACCAAAGCGUAAAUCAGAAUACUUUACGUCCAGUCCACGCGACCAAAAAGCGACCUAGUUUACAAGAAUCCAGUUUACAGCAGUUACAAAGAACGUUACAACGCACAUACAGUGCACCGAGGGAUCAUUUUCUUAGCCCGAGUAACAACAACGCGUCCGAAACAACGGAGCCAGAAAUCAACUCUCGUCUCGAAUCUCUUUGUUUAAGAAUGACGGAACAAGCAAUCGGUGGUUUCGGUGAGGCCUAAUAAAUUCGUUUUUUUCGUUGACUGGAUCUACACAGUAAGUAAGUCCUGUUAAAAACAGAAAAAUUAUAAAACGACAUAUGUGUCCGAGCUCCGUUCUUUCAAAGUCGAAGGCAAGACUGACGCCCUUACAUUUUGCGAGAGUAAAGAGACUCCGAUAGCAAUGAUAAAUACUGACAAGUAGCACGUAUAAAACGUGCAUGCAUUCUCACGCUUUAAUAGCCCUACCAAAUGAAAUGUCCAACAUUUGAGACAUUUACACCAAGAAAACUCAGUUUUGCGAUGUCAGAACGACACGCGAAGGAAAACUAAAAAAAAAUAUUUUUUAUUAUAUCUGAUGCAAUUAUACUAUUUAAUUGAAACUGACAGAAUUUGGCAAGCCAAAUGCUAUUAGGAAGAUAGAUUCUUUCCUUGACUAAUUGCUGCAUCUAUAUAAAUGUAUUAUAUAAAGAAUAUAUAUGUAUACACAUAUGAGAUAGAAUUUUAUGGGAAGCGGAUAAAAAAACGUAUAACAUAUAUUAAAACGAAAAAAAAGGGGACGAAAAAGGUACACCACACUAAUUGUGCGAUGUUUGCAAUAUUAUUAUUUCCGUGUGUUAUCCAUUUCGGGAAAUGGAAUUUGUCUGAUUUUAAGCGCCAGGGCACAUUAUAUACUAAUGUAUUCAUUUUAACGAACUGACUGAUUUUACUUCUUUUUAACAUUACUACGAUAAUUAUCUCUCCGUUCUACUUUCUUAUUGCCACCGCCGCUAUUGCUACUACUUAUUACUCUAUUUUCUAUCGCCAUCGUUUAUUACUAUUCCGGCCGAUAGCUAAUUUGCCACACCAUCAUUCUCAUUAUGUUCAUCAUUGUCUUUACUGCUUGUCAUAUUAUUAUUACUAUUAUCAUCAUUAUUAUAGUUAUUACUACAAUUAUUACUAUGUAAACUCUUAUUACUGCUACUGUUUACUACCAUUUCUCCGGGUGACCACUAACACCAUUAUUAAUAUGCUUUCACGCUAUUGCUAUUUUUACCCUCCUAUCGUUACGACUGUUUCUACUAUUAUCAUCUAUCAGCUAUGCUAUUACUAUUACCAUUACCCUACUACAAGUAGCCCUCACAACUACUCUUACUAUUAUGAGUACUGCUAAUACUAUAACAUAUUAUACUCUCCCCGCUAUCGUCAUUAUUACUGUAUAGUUCUCCUUAGAGGAAAUGGAAAAUCAUACUUAAAAGAUAUAAUACACAAUAUUACUUCGUUACAUGCAUUGAGAGAAAAGGAAGAAAGCUAAGAGAUUAAUCGCAUGUACACGUUCUAAAUUCGCCUUCGCAAUCACGAUUGUUGGAGAAAAAAGAAUAGAAAAAGAUGACAUGCAGCGGUGUGUGUACUUUGUAGUUUGCGCACAGAUCUCGUGAUUCUUUAUACUCUUAUGCGAGGGAGAAGAUAAGGGAGAAAGCGAGAGAGAGUUACCACGUGUCUCUUCUUUUAAAGUCGAAGUUAACAACUAUAAAUAGAAGAGGAUAGGAAGUACUGAAGGAAAGAGAGAGGGAGUAGCGGAAGAAGACGAAGAGAUUAUUAAUAAUAAACGGAUUUUUUAAGGCCUUAAAAAGGUAUAUGUGUCGUGCUAACGAACGCUAAGAAGGGUAUAAGACUAAAUAAUUAAAUAUACACAAGUAGCGAAACGAGUCGAGGAAUGUUAGAACUGAAAAGAAAAACUUGCAUUAUGCUUUCAUGAUGCGACAUCGAAAUCUGUGGCUUUAAAUUAUAAGCGUACACCAUACUACUCUAUAAAUAUGCACUUAUUAGCACUUUAACCGUAAUUACGUCGCGAGUAAAACCGUAGCAUAAUAUUUUUCGUGCAACAAGGAUAGGGAGGAAGAAGGAAAUACGAGAAAGAAAAAAGAUGAAACGGAUGGUGAUGAUUAUGAUAAAAGAACGAGAAACAGAAAGAAAAAGGAACAUGUAAAGAUACGGGAAAGAUUAAAUUUAAUAACUAAAUAUAAUAGUAUUAGCGAUAAACUGAUAUAACGUAUCGAUAAACAAUAUAUGAGACAAGCAAACAAAUAAGCAAAAAAAAAAAAACAAAUAUAUAAACGAAAGACUGAACAAUUCACGCGCCGUGAGCCGAAUGGUGAAUUUCGGGCGUUUCUACAUUCGUUUAAUUCUCGAACAGCUGCACGGCCGCGUGAAUAAAAACAAUUGGAAGACUGUGGAAGGAAAAACCUGUCAAAAUAUUAAGAAUUAGAGAACGAAGCGCGAGAGGAAAGAGAGAAUGAAGACAACAAAUCGAGUGAAAGAGAAAAUUGGAUGAAAGGGCGGGAGAAGAAGAGAAUACGUUUGUAUGUGCGUGCAUGUGAGAAUAUAUAUCAAGUUAACGAGAGAGUAAUUUGCUAGCUAUAUAUCUAGGUUAUAACGAUUUAUUCUAAUGAUCAUACUCUUAUUAGGAUCAUGAAUCUACGUAAUGGCGCGCGGUGAUUUCUCGGUUAAUUAAUUAGCCUGUUUGAAUGAAAAAAGAAAUCGUCUACACGAAACAGAUUAGAGGAACGAUCAAUCGAUACGAUAUUUUGCGGUGAUCAUUCAUCCCCCAUAUUCUUUCCCCCUUUCUAUAAUUGUGAAAAAAAAGAACAAAUUGACGAAAGAAUCGAGUUUCAUAUACAAUUUUACGUAUACGCUCAUCCUAUUCACGUAUACAUAUACACGUACAUAUAGCAUGCAUACAUAAACACUCGUAUACACAGACGGACACACUACGUAUAUUCGACUAGAAUCCCAGAGAUGUUUCGUAUAUAGACAGGAAGACAGACACGUAAUAAUUUUUCGGGAGAGACGGUCAAAAGCUAGUCAAACGUGAAUACAAUUUCUAAUUUCUAUCAGUUUUAAAUGUGUAUAGAUAUUAUUUGUACAUUUAGUUGCGCAAAACGGGGAAAGGAAAACAAAAGAAAGAAAAGAAACGAAUGAAGGAUAAAAAGUGAAAGCAAGGGCGAGCGCGCGCGAUUUAAAAUCUUUAAAUGAAAAAAGAUAAGAAACGAUAAAAUAAAAAAUAGAAGAUAAGAACGAAAAUGGGAGGAAAGAUCUAGAGAGAGAAAAGAAAGCAGAUGAUAAAAAAGAUAUAUACGGUGACUUUAGCGUUAACGCAUGCAAAAGUAAAAGCUGAAAGACUGCUUCCAAACGACUUCAGGAAAUUCGUUCAACGUAGGAUUUAUUAUUUCAUACUGAAACGCAGUAUCUAAAUAAAAGCGAUCAAUUUUAAAAAGGGCAGGACCUGAACUAGCUAAGAAACGCAAAGAGAUAUUAUCCGCAUCGAGCGAACAUGCAUGAUGUGUUUAUGAGAAAAAGUUAAAAAAAAAGGAAAAAAAAGAAAGAGAAGAAGAGAUAGAGAAAUGUAACGAAAGCGUGAUUCUGCCAAAGAUCGACGACCGCUGAAACGAUCACAAACGAACGAGAAAAGAACGAGGAAUACGAAAUCCGAUACGUUUGUCGACGCCCUGUCUUUGUUUAGAAAAUUGUUGUUUGCCAGGUUUCGAUGCUAACGAGCCAUGCGAUAUUUCUUGCGAAAGUGACGCUAUGCGAUUCCACAGUUUAAUACCGUGUAUAUUUCAAUAUUAAGGUCACACGGUCGCGUGCAUUAGAUUAUUAGUAGAUUGCGAACGUUUAUUCAGAUUUUUACAAAUACGACUGACCGCAGGACUUAUGUUGAAAUUUGUUCUGCUUUUUAAAUAUUACAUACUUUGCUAUAGAUAUUUUGUACAUUCAUAUAUAUAUAUAUAUAUAUGUUAUAGUAUGCAUUCUCUACGUUUUCAUAUAUUUAAAUUUCUCGUAAAUGGAUAAACCUUCGCAAUCUAAUCAUUAAAAAUUCGAACCUGUCGAAUCCUAUUGGCGCCACGAUUACGAACAAAAUCGCCUGCAUUGAAGCCAAUCUUGAUACGAGGCAAAGCAGUUAUCGUGUACAUCAUGCGCAUAAACGAGAUACCAAGGGAACGUUGCACUUAUAGUACUUACGUUGUCGUUAUAUAUCGAAUCCACUGUUUGGUCGUGGACAAUAUUCCAUAAAUUUUACCCUCAUAUAGUCAUGAGGGAUAACUGGUGCGGUGGCUUUCGGCAGAAGCACAGCUUACUGCGAUUCGAUGGCAUCGAAUGGAUAAGACGAUGUUAAAUUUAUAUUCUCACCAUUGAAAUUCUGGAGACUUUCGGGUGCAGUGCCUUUUUGAAAGGACGAUUUCCUGGCGUUACGAGAUUUCGUUAUCGAUAUAAGUCGAUUGGAAAAAUACGAUGUGUGAAUACUUUACCUCCACAUCGUAUAAAAUUUAAAUUAUAUUUAAAAAGAAAAUUUUUUUAUUUUUAAUUUUCUUCUAUAUUUUUUUAUAUAUUUGUAGAGUAGAACAUGUGCGUUUCAACGACAUGUCUAAAAAUCAAAUUCAACAACGAACAUGUAACCAACUGUACUGCCCUCGUCGAUUAAGAACUAUUAUCUGCGAUUUUUAUUUUUACUUCCCUGCGCCGUCCUUUAUCUUUCUUCGUUAAAUAAUAUCGAUUCGAAAAUAUUUAGUGAUUAUAUCAUAAUAGGCUGUAUAUAUAACUUGUUUUAAAAGACACGGGUCGCUUCGAAUAUUUGCAUGUUUUAACAGAUGGAAAAGAAAAAAGAUGUUGGAUGAAACAUUUUAUUCAAGAAGGGCUCUCUAGUCAUAUAGAAUGUUGUAGAUUGGAUAUCCCAGUUAAAUCAAGAGUUAAAAGAUAUCUAAAUAGAAUUUGGAGUAAACAUCUUGGGGACUGAUAGAUCAUAAGGUCGAAACCGUUGAAUUGCGUAUUUCAAAUUUGGUUCAGUUCCGAUAGGAACAAGUAGAACGUAGCAUGGAAGAUUUUGGAAGAUUUUGAUGCAUUAAUUUCAUCAUUCCAAACGUCCACCUUAACAUUACGCGCUAUGUUGCUUCCAUCUAAGACACAAAUACUUAUAUUUUUUUAGAUCCUUCAUAGAGUUAGCCAGCUUUGUCAGUAUAUUAUAAAAUUUCUGAGAAAGUUGGCUGUAACGCUAUCAAAGAAUUCUUCUAAAAGGAUGCUCUAUACACGCGGAAAAUGCUUUGGUAAUUUCGAUCGGUAAGAAAUCAAUUUGUGAAAGCUUCAAAUUCUCCGAUAUUUGUACCAGCCAGAGUUGUCCAAAGAUGGCGGCCAAAACGACAGGCCGUCACAUUAUAGAUGCAGACGUUUGACACUCGACGAUCGGUCGCCAUGCUUAUCCAUUCGUUGCAUUUGCUUUUAAUCCGCUUCAGAGAUAUGAUCUCUUGUACCGGCGCGGGGACAAAUGAGUUAUUAAAACGCUAUAUAGCACAGGAUAUACUCUUUGGCCGGAUGCUUGCGUUUCAGGUGAUCGACUACUUAGAACUCAACUGCGGAUUUUUAUGCAUCUACAGGAAAUGUAAAGGCGCGAAAAUACACAAAAUGCACAUGUACAAUAUAUUACAAUAAUUCAUAGUUGAAACGAUUUUCUGAUCUAUGUUCCGUUCUUCUGAUUAUAUUACCAUGAAAAUAUGAAUUUGCAUAAAUAUCCGUAGUCUACAUACUUAGAGCGUAUUCGUAGUGUGUAUCUCGAUGAGAUCGAGAGGACAAAAAAAAAGUGAGAACAUGUAGCCGAAGAACUCGUCGUCUCGAAGGACGUAAAUAAUGGAAGAAAAUAAAUUUUCGCUAACAGCGUAUAUAUUAAAGAAAGGAAAGAAAAAGAGCAAGUUUCCGGCCGAAAUAAAGCGUCAUUGACGAUAACCCAGGUAGCAAAAUAAACAACCAUCGACUGACAUUUGCUUCGACGAGAGAAAGAAGCUAGGCAAAAACGGAAGAUGCGCUUUAGAAACGCGUUUAUGCGAAACAGGAGCAGCUGAAAGAAUUGAAAGACGAUCUGUGUGUAAUCACGCGUGAAAAUGUAACGCCUCCUCGUGUUGGAAGGGCUUCUGCUCUUUUUUUAGGUGUGCUUUGGCCGGCGAACGCGACUAUUUGACAUGUUGACAAUUUUAACAAGUUCAUGUACGAAGCACUUCGAGUGUGUUUAGCUUUUUGUAUCUUGUCGAUUGCGUUCGAUUCGGUCGUUUAUGCAUUACGGUUCGAAUGAAACGGGACACUUCUCUUUUGUUUUCUUUUUGUUUCCUUUCUUUCCUCGUUGUUGUUUUCUCUUUGAUUCUCCUGUUUCCAAGUCGCGCAUAUGUGCGCGACGAGACGGCGUAUCGACCCGGAUGAAAUUUCGAGUAGCAAAUUCAGCGAACCGUAAAGCAAACGCCGAUUCUAUUAGGGUAUUAAACAGGAGAGACAGAGUUUUCGUCGAUAUUUGACGAGAUAGAUGCACAUUGUAGAUGAAUUUAUCAAUCCGAUUGAUCUAUCGAAGGUGGAUGAAUUCCAAUUGAGACUGGUAUGUUGCGUUUUGGCCAAAGAAUGCCUCUGCUAUACACGGCGCCUUCUGUUAAUUAUUAAGAAACGUAGCUUUUGAAUUAUCAGAUUGCUAACUGGGAUAUUUUAGUCACGUAAGCUGGAUAACUUGUAAAAAUGCAAUUUUUGUACUGUUAUAACGUUAAAUAGACGAAGGUAUACUGACGUUGUAGCGUGAAAGAACAUUUUUCAAUAAAAAAUUUUUCAUACGCAAACAA
Messenger RNA from Bombus terrestris (buff-tailed bumblebee), 8731 nucleotides. It is a transcript of the gene smg, whose product is annotated as protein Smaug homolog 1. Gene Ontology annotation, cellular component: P-body. The transcript is spliced from 9 exons. Gene Ontology annotation, molecular function: protein binding; mRNA binding; translation repressor activity. The record is from RefSeq and is a predicted model, not a curated record. NCBI's taxonomy places the organism in Eukaryota, Metazoa, Arthropoda, Insecta, Hymenoptera, Apidae. Gene Ontology annotation, biological process: regulation of mRNA stability; regulation of DNA-templated transcription; nuclear-transcribed mRNA poly(A) tail shortening. The coding region runs from base 288 to 2129 and encodes 613 amino acids.